Prorocentrum cordatum is the source of this 1008-nucleotide messenger RNA. The record is from the annotation of a GenBank genome assembly. Lineage: Eukaryota; Dinophyceae; Prorocentrales; Prorocentraceae.
AUGGUGGAGUCCAGGGCAGUUGACCAGUCGGCGUGGGUGUCUGUAUGGACGAAGGUGGUCACUGAUGUGGCGAACUACUUCAAGCUUCCGAACUAUUCAAUCCAGCUUCGUGACAUGAUGCAAGACUGGGCAGCACAACUGGAUGAGGAGUGCAACAAGACCGGAGUGAUUAAUAGAGCAAGGUUGAUGGGCUGGAAGGGCAACGUGAAGGAUUCCAAGCGGGACAUCAUCAAGUACCUUUUUGAAAAGAGGGCCGCUGAUGAGAAGAAGAAGGAGAUGGAGGACGACGAGUCUGGCCGCAAGAAGUUCAUGGAUAUUCUGCUUGAGGUUAUUGGUGGCAGUGGCAGCGGUCCUGAUGCGCCCCCGCCGCAGCCGAUCGGAGAUGCCAAAGUACAAGUAGCUGAUGAGCUCACGCUCGAUAACUUUAACUUCGCACCCGUGAAGGUGAACGCCAAUGCAGUUAAAUACGAUGUCAAGGCACUUGGGGACUUGUGUACGCUCGAGCUCAUGAAGUUGCGGCACGUCGACGAGGGCAUCUCCAUGAUCAAGCACAGGCACGUCAUGAAGCUUGGCACCGUGAAGAUCCCCGAGGGUUCUGGUGCAGUGUUCACUGCGUGGGGAACGCCGACGACGGGCAUGACGAAGUCGAUCGAUCCCGAGUUCGUGCCAGCUUGGGGCGUGACCAGGUUGCCCUUGCUCAACGAGAAGCUUGGCACUGAGAACGUUCCUAGCCUCAGGCUGGCCUUCCAUGAUGUUCAGAUUCCAGCCUGCACUGCAGGCUACAGCACACCAACCAUCACUCUUUCGGUGCCGUUCCUGGUGGUGAAUGAGAGUAUCUUCAAGAUGGAGAUUGGGCAGUGGACCGAGCUCACCAGGCUCGAGUUCGCUGAGGGGAAGCAGGUGAAGGAGGCUGCAGGUGCGGGCGCGAGCUUGCGCAAUCGGACGCUCAAGCUCGGCGACAGCGACGAAGCGCACGCCGAGCAGGUCCUCAAGCUGGCCAAGAGGGCG